This is a messenger RNA of Rhincodon typus (whale shark), 2450 nucleotides long. RefSeq names its product zinc finger protein 271-like. Bases 224 to 1678 code for a protein of 484 amino acids. Lineage: Eukaryota; Metazoa; Chordata; Chondrichthyes; Orectolobiformes; Rhincodontidae. The record is from RefSeq and is a predicted model, not a curated record. The transcript has a single exon.
UUCCUACAGGUGAGAGACUGUUCAAGUCUGAAGCUGGUCAUCUCUCUUAAAGCACAAGGUGCAUCUGUGUAAGUCUGUUAAAACAAUAACAGUUCCUUAAUAGAGAAUCUUUCAACAGUGAGUGAAGUCACUUGCGCUCCAAUAUCACUGACACAGUCAUACUGGGGAGAAAUUAUUCAAAGCUGAGGUGUGUAAUACGGAUUAUUGAAGACCGUCGGGACUGAUGAAUGACCAACACAUUCAGAUGGGAAUAAAAACAUUCACAUGCGACAUGUGCAAUGAAUCAUUCUCAUCGUCAUCAAAGCUCCUCAUGUCCCAACAUGUUCACUCAGAGGAGGCACCAUUCAUGUGCAGGCAGUGUAAUAAGUCAUUGUCACUGUCAUCAAAAUUCCACAUACACCAAUGUGUCCACACAGGGGAGAAACCAUUCCAAUGUGAGUUGUGUGACAAAUCAUUCUCACAGUCAGCACAGCUCCAUGUACACCAUCGUAUUCACACAGGAGAGAAAUUGUUCAAGUGUGAAGUGUGUGAGAAAUCUUUCACCACUUCGUCGAGGCUCCUGCUCCAUCAGCGGAUUCACACUGGAGAGAAACCAUUCAGGUGUGAGGUGUGCGACAAAUCAUUCUCACGGUCAGAACAUCUCCAUGUACACAGAAGUAUUCACACAGGAGAGAAAGUUUUCAAGUGUGAGGUGUGCGACAAAUCAUUCCCAACUUCUUCAAGACUCCUGCUCCAUCAGAUGAUUCACACAGGGGAGAAACCAUUCAGAUGUGAAUUGUGUGACAAAGCAUUCUACUCAUCAUCGAACCUCCACACACACCAACGUGUCCACACAGGAGAGAAACCCUUCCAUUGUGAAGUGUGUGAUAAAUCAUUCUCACAGGCAGGAUACCUCCGCACACAUCAACGUCUUCACACAGGAGAGAAAUUGUUUAAGUGUGAGGUGUGUGACAAAUCAUUCCCCACUUCACUGAGACUCCUGCUUCAUCAGAGGAUUCACACAGGGGAGAAACCUUUCCGGUGUAAGGUGUGUGACAAAUCAUUCGCACAGUCAGGAAACCUCCGCUUACACCAACGUAUUCACACAGGGGAGAAAUUGUUUCAGUGCAGGCUGUGUGACCAAUCAUUCUCACAAGCAGGAUCCCUCCGUACACACCAACGCACCCACACAGCAGAGAAAAUGUUUAAGUGUGAGAUUUGUGACAAGUCAUUCUCACAGUCAGGACAGCUGCACAUGCACCAACGUAUUCACACGGGAGAGAGUUUGUUCAAGUGUGAGGUGUGUGAUAAAUCAUUCCCCACUUCAUCAAGACUCCUGCUCCAUCAGAGGAUUCACACGGGGGAGAAACCAUUCCGAUGUGAAGUGUGCGACAAAUCAUUCUCAUCAUCAUCAAACCUCCAUACUCACCAACGUGUCCACACAGGGGAGAAACCCUUCCACUGUGAGGUGUGUGACAAAUCAUUCACACAGUCAGGAUACCUCCGCAAACACCAACUUAUCCACACGGGAGAUAAAUUGUUUAAAUGUAUGGUAUGUGACAAAUCGUUCUCGCAAGCAGGAGACCUCCGCACUCACCAACGCAUCCACACAAAAGAUAAACUGUCUAAUUCUGAGAUGUGUGACAAAUCAUUCUCACAGUCAGGACAGCUCCACAUGCACCGUCACAUUCACACAUGAGAGUGCCGUGUAUGUGACAAAUCAUUCUAGGUAGGAUCCCUCCAAACGCACCAACGUGUCCACACCAGGAAGAAACCCUUCCAGUGUGAGGUGUGUCACAAAUCAUACAGUCAGGAAGCCUCCGCGCACACCAAUGUACCCACACUAGAAAGAAAGUGAGAAGUUUGUGACAUCAUUCUGGAGCUCAUUCCAGUCCUUCCGCCAUCGUAGCAUCCAAACAGGAAAAACCAUUCAAGUGUGAAAAAUCAUUCCCAAACUCAUCAAGACGACUGCUGCAUCAGAGGAUUCUUUCAGAGGAGAAUGCGUUCAGGUGUUAGGUGUGUGACAAGCCAAUUCUGUGGUCAGGACAGCUCCACAUUCAGUCUCACAUUCACACAGGUGGGAAAUUGUUCAAGUGUGAGGUGUGUUACAAAUCAUUCCCCACUUGUUUGAGACAAUCCAGGAUUCACACUGGAGAGAAGCUAGUCAUUUACAAGUUUUGUGACAAAUCAGGCUCGGAGUCAUCGUGUCUACGCAACCUCAAUGUAUUCACGUGAGAUAAACCAAUUAGUUGUAAUGCAUGUAUCAAAUCAGUGUCAAGUUCAUCGACUCUCCACAAUCACCGGCACAUUCACGCAGGCAGAAACCGUUCACGUGUGAAGUGUGUAAGUAAUCAUCCUCAAGACCCUGGAAGCUCCUGCUCCAUCAAAGACCAUAAGACAUAGGAGCAGAAAUUAGGCCAUUCAGCCCAUCGAGUCCGCUCCACCAUUCAGUCAUGGGUGAUAAGUUUCUC